Messenger RNA from Odontomachus brunneus, 1760 nucleotides. RefSeq names its product putative odorant receptor 92a. The coding region runs from base 464 to 1744 and encodes 426 amino acids. NCBI's taxonomy places the organism in Eukaryota, Metazoa, Arthropoda, Insecta, Hymenoptera, Formicidae. The record is from RefSeq and is a predicted model, not a curated record. The transcript is spliced from 5 exons. Gene Ontology annotation, cellular component: plasma membrane. Gene Ontology annotation, molecular function: odorant binding; olfactory receptor activity. Gene Ontology annotation, biological process: detection of chemical stimulus involved in sensory perception of smell; sensory perception of smell.
UAAUAAUAUAGCAAUUUUCACAAAAAUUCAUUUCUAUUUUUGUUGCAUUUAUCUAAUAUUUUCGUAUUCUAUUAUAUAUUUGAGUUAUUCACAGGAAAAGCACUUACGUUUUUAAUUAGUAUAUACAUUAAUAUUAUUUCUGCUCUCAGGGUCACAUUAAGAACUAUAUAUUUAGACAAUAAUUACUUUGCUGAUUAGUAUUUUUUAAGACACACAACAUCACUCUACUAUCCGCCACUAUAUUCUACUACCUGCUUUUAAAAGAAGAUUUUAUCAGUCACUUGAAAAACACGGCAAAACGUGGAUUAUCGAUUUUACAUACUGCCGAUAGAACGCUCCUUGCGUGAUAGCAUGCAAUUGCAGCAAUUCCUUCUCCGGAACAAAAUUGAUUUUUCCACCGCACGUAUGUCAUCGUUUUCCUUUCCCUCAUGAAGUCACACGUAGCGGUCAUGCGCAACUUCUUAUGGUUAGCACAGUCGACAAUUUGCAGCAGUCGCUAUCGCACAUUCGAGACGAUAGCAUGGCCAAAAUUGUUACCAUCCCUUGGUCGAAUGUGAACUAUGAAAAGGAUAUCUUUAACGCAUUGAUAUGGAGCCGGUGGAUACUGCGAGUCCUCGGGAUCUGGCCAUUGGUGUUUCCGUACACCACGAAGAUCGAGAAGAUCCUAGCGACGAUCUCGUUUUCAGUAUGUGUGUCCGCUCUCAGUUUUCUUCUGAUACCUAUGACCAUCUACACUCUCUCGGAUCAGACCGUGACUAGUGACAAGAUAAAGAUGCUGGGUCCGUUGGCUUAUGUGGUCGCUUCGGUGAUGAAGUACCUGGUUCUGGUGAUUCGUCAUAGAAGUAUUCGACGGUGCAUUCACGUUUUGAGUGUCGAUUGGCGCGCUGUCCAAGAAGAGUAUUAUCGAACGAUCAUGAUAAAGGACUCGGUGAAAGGACACGUGCUAUCCAAGUUUUGUAUAACGUUUAUAUAUUGUGGCGGCUUGUGUUAUAACACCGUGAUACCGUUUUUGUCACGAAGACCCGAUAACGAAUUAAAUUCUACCGUCGGUCCUGUAACAUAUCCCGGGUUUGACAUCAUUUUUGAUCUACGCUUCGUGCCGGCUUAUGUGUUCGUCUUUUGCGCACAAUUAUUUUCCAGUAUCAUAAUGUUCAACAUCACCACGGCAGUGUGUUGCUUGGCUGCUAUGUUCGUCGCUCAUGCCUGCGGCCAGAUGGGGAUUGUAAUGGCGAAGGUAGAAAAUCUCGUGCAGAAUGUGCAAAGCAGUCAUAUGAAUUCCAAGCAUCGUAUAGCGAUUAUUGUAAAUCACCAUGUGCAAGCUUUGAGAUUUUCGGCCAGAAUCGAGGAUGUCCUAAAUGAACUAUGUAUGGUAGAAAUAAUGGAAUCAACAUUGAUAAUAUGCUUACUGGAAUAUUACUGUCUCAUGGAAUGGCAUAAUAAUGAUGGCUUUGCAAUUAUGACAUAUAUUUUUCUGUUGACGUCAUUUGUCUUCAAUAUUUUUAUGUUUUGUUACAUCGGUGAGCUACUGACGGAUCAGUGCAGCAAAGUGGGACACAUUUCAUAUGAAAUCGAAUGGUAUCGUUUACCAGGAAAAACUGCAGUCGAUCUCACGUUAAUGAUCAAUAUGUCUCAUCAUCCGACAAAAAUUACUGCCGGAAAAUUAAUCAGCCUCUCGUUCUCUAGUUUUGGUAACGUUCUGAAAACUUCGCUCGCGUACUUAAAUUUGCUGCGAACUGUCGUUUAAUACCCGGGAAAGACUC